Messenger RNA from Archocentrus centrarchus (flier cichlid), 609 nucleotides. RefSeq lists its product as uncharacterized. The coding region runs from base 1 to 609 and encodes 202 amino acids. The record is from RefSeq and is a predicted model, not a curated record. Gene Ontology annotation, biological process: immune response; T cell costimulation; cellular response to lipopolysaccharide. The transcript is spliced from 4 exons. Gene Ontology annotation, cellular component: external side of plasma membrane. NCBI's taxonomy places the organism in Eukaryota, Metazoa, Chordata, Actinopteri, Cichliformes, Cichlidae.
AUGCGCUCAGAACCAGCAUCCCUGCGGUUGCGAGGAUCAUUUGUAGUCAAUGUGACACAGACCUCCUAUCAGGCAGAGGAGAACCACAACAUCACACUGGAGUGGACGUUCACCACCAAACCUGACAGAUCCAUCAUCAUUAUCCAUGAUAAACUCUCAGUCCUGUGUCAUGAGGAGGAGAAGAUGAUCUGCAGGAUCCUGCUGCUCCUCAUCCUCACCUCAUGUGUCUCUGGAUCAUUUGUAGUCAAUGUGACACAGACCUCCUAUCAGGCAGAGGAGAACCACAACAUCACACUGGAGUGGACGUUCACCACCAACCCUGACAGAUCCAUCAAAUCUCUCAACAUCCUCUGUGACCUGAUAACUAAUAGUAAACAGUUUGUCCUGUAUCAUGUUCAUGAAGGUGUUGAGGUGUCAGAGUCUCAGGAUGCAAAGUUUUCAGGACGAGUCCAGAGUGACAAAGACGCCCUCAGAGAAGGACGAAUCAGACUUCAAGUGUCCAGACUCAGGACUGAUGACUCGGGUCUGUACCUGUGUGAGGUCAACACUGAUGAUGGCUUCAGUGUUGGAAGAUGUCAGCUUAACGUCACUGGUAAGUUGAUUCAGUAA